GUAUCAGAUUGGGUUGCUCUUUGGACCCUACCUGAAACUAACUUCUAUAAUCUACCUUACCCGGAACAGACUAUCAUAGGAAAAUCUUACAAAUCUCCACUUUUUCCAGACAAAAUUCUUUUUCAACACUUCAUCCUGAGCAACAUAACUGCUGAUCCACGGUCUCUAUCAAAAAAACAAAAUUCUUUUAUAGCCU
Molecule: messenger RNA, 196 nt
Organism: Funneliformis geosporum
Lineage: Eukaryota; Fungi; Glomeromycota; Glomeromycetes; Glomerales; Glomeraceae
Source: the annotation of a GenBank genome assembly